Sphaerodactylus townsendi is the source of this 1578-nucleotide messenger RNA. It is a transcript of the gene BCKDHA, whose product is annotated as branched chain keto acid dehydrogenase E1 subunit alpha. Gene Ontology annotation, molecular function: oxidoreductase activity, acting on the aldehyde or oxo group of donors, disulfide as acceptor. Gene Ontology annotation, biological process: branched-chain amino acid catabolic process. Bases 25 to 1197 code for a protein of 390 amino acids. The record is from RefSeq and is a predicted model, not a curated record. The transcript is spliced from 9 exons. Lineage: Eukaryota; Metazoa; Chordata; Lepidosauria; Squamata; Sphaerodactylidae.
GGAGGCGUGGCUUGUUUGGUCAAGAUGGCGAUGCGAGCGGGGCUGCUGCGCCUGCUGCGCCUGGGCCACCCCCGGGUGCCAACCCCCCGGCGGGGGCUCCUGGCAGGGGGAUCCCUUCGACAGCAGGAAGAAUUCACCUCUCUGGAAGAAAAGCCUCAGUUUCCGGGCGCCUCGGCUGAGUUUGUGGAAAAGCUCGAGUUCAUCCAGCCCAAUGUCAUCUCAGGGAUCCCCAUCUACCGGGUCAUGGACCGACAGGGGCAGAUCAUCAAUCCCAGCGAGGACCCCCAGCUUCCCAAGGAGCAAGUGCUGAAGUUCUAUCGGAGCAUGACCCUGCUCAAUACAAUGGACCGGAUCUUGUAUGAGUCCCAGAGGCAGGGCCGAAUCUCCUUCUACAUGACGAACUAUGGGGAAGAAGGCACGCACAUUGGCAGUGCAGGGGCCCUCGAUGACACUGACCUGGUGUUUGGCCAGUAUCGAGAAGCAGGCGUCCUGAUGCACAGGGGAUACCCCCUGGAUUUGUUCAUGGCUCAGUGCUAUGGGAACGCCAGCGACCCCGGGAAAGGCCGUCAGAUGCCUGUCCAUUACGGCUGCAAAGACCUGCACUUUGUCACCAUCUCGUCCCCGCUGGCUACGCAGAUCCCACAAGCCGUGGGUUCCGCCUACGCCAUCAAGAGGGAGAACACCAACCGGAUCGUGAUCUGCUACUUCGGGGAGGGCGCAGCCAGCGAGGGCGACGCCCACGCCGGCUUCAACUUCGCCGCCACCCUCGAGUGCCCCAUCAUCUUCUUCUGCCGCAACAACGGCUACGCCAUCUCCACUCCAACGUCGGAGCAGUAUCGAGGCGACGGGAUUGCCGCCCGGGGUCCAGGUUACGGCAUCCACUCGAUCCGGGUAGACGGCAAUGAUGUUUUUGCAGUGUACAAUGCUACCAAGGAAGCCCGGCGCCGUGCGGUCGCCGAGAACCAGCCAUUUCUCAUCGAGGCCAUGACCUACAGGAUCGGACACCACAGCACAAGCGAUGACAGCUCAGCCUACCGUUCGGUGGACGAGGUCAACUAUUGGGACAAGCAAGAUCACCCCAUCUCUCGGCUCCGUCACUAUAUGGUAGGCCGAGGAUGGUGGGAUGAGGAGCAAGAGAAAAUCUGGCGCAAGAAAUCCCGCAAGAGGGUGAGGGAAGCCUUUGAGGAGGAGUUUUAGAGUUUAAAUUGAAGCCCAGCCCUCACCACCUCUUCUCAGACGUUUACUGCGAAAUGCCCUGGCAUAUCCAGAAGCAGCAAGAAUCCCUGGAGCGUCACCUCAAGCAAUACGGUGAACAUUAUCCUUUGGGACAGUUUUGAUGAAGUGAGCCUCCCACCUCUGCUCCUGCAUCACUGAGUAACUGGGACCCAAGACAGGAGUCUGGGUCAAAAACUGGUACUUGAGUAGGAAACGACGACUCCAUCACAUCUGCGAAACCUUGUCCUCGUUCCUGGAGGAGGAGGAGAAUGUAGGAGGAAAAAAGCUAUUCAGCCCUGUUUGGAAUACUGAUGUCUGGGAUCUCUGCUGGGGGACAGAAACCUGGGAUUGGGGGUGAGUCUU